GUGCGGCGGGUAAGCGGUAGGGCCGCGGCGCUGCUGGGAGCACGAACAGGAGCGUAGCCGGGGGAGGGGAGCGGGGCGUGGCGGGAGCGCAGUCGAACCCAGCGCGGGGCCGAGACGCCUCGGCCGCGCUUUGUUGUCUCGACCGCCACCGAGUCCCGGCUGCAGCAGCGCGGGCCCGACGGACAGGAUGUCCCAGGAGAGCCUUCUCGGGAUGGACGAGGGAGCGCUGCGAAAGCUGCUGGAGGCCACACUGGACCUGGCUGAGCGGCGCCGCAUCCGCUCGGCUAUUCGGGAGCUGCAGCGGCAGGAGUUGGAGCGGGACGAGGAGAUGUUGGCAUCCAAGCGCUUCCGCCCAGAACGCAGCAACCACCGACAGGAUGACAAGGAGAAUUGGCCACAGUCCCAGCACCUGGAAGAGGAACAGCAGGCAGCCCUGGCUGCCUUGUCUGAGCGGCUUGAAGCCAUCACCAGCGUGGAGGAACUGACAAAACUGCUGCGGGCAGCAGGUGAGUAUGAGGAGCGCAAGCUGAUCCGAGCUGCCAUUCGCAAGCUGCGGGCUGAGGAGAUUGAAGCUGCAACCCUGGCUGGGAAUGUGCAGAGCAGCCGAAAGGAUGGCAGCAAGCCCCCCACUGUGCCUGGGGAAACAAAAAUUGUCCAGAGGGACAAUGCUGAAACACCAGCCCUUACUGGAAGUGAAGAGAGCUGUGGUGAGGGCAGAACCAAGUCUCCAGGCACAGACAAGAGCGGGGAGAGCAGCCAGCAGGAUGAUGCAGAGCCAGCACUGGCUGGGCCAGAGGAGAGUGGGUAUGGGGAGGCUGUGGAGCAGAAGCCCGAAGUCUCAGCGGCCUGCAAGCGAGAGGAUGUGGUGGAGCAGGAGCAUGUCCCAGCUGGGAUGCAGGAGCUGUGCAGCCAGCAGGCAGGAGAUCCCCAGAAACCCAGUGCCAGGGCUGUGGUUUCGGGGACCCUUGUGCUCCUGGAGCUGCAGCCAGCCCCAGAGUCCAAUCCAGAGCCUGAGGAUGGCGGUAAGGACCUGCAGCAGGGGCAGCCCCAGGCAGCCUGGAAGGAAGGGAACCUGGGCAGCCCUGCCAGCGCCCCAGAACCCAGUGUGGCGCAAAGCCCUGGAGGGGAGCAACUCAUCCCAGGCCAGCCCAGUACUGACAACCAGCUUCAUGUUGGGGCACACUGCCAGGUGCUGGGGCCAGGUGGAAGACAUGAGAGGCCAUCAGUGGCAUCAGUGCCCCCCCAGGAGGUAAUGGGGACCCCAGCUCGCCUGAAUACUCACCAGUGGGAGCUGGUGCCCUCCUCCCUUUGCCUGGCUGGCCACACGGAAUCCCUCCCUCCCAUCCAUGUACACAAGCAUCCGGCAGCAGUGGGAGGAGGGAGCAGAGGCUUUGAGGGGCUGCAGCGACCCUGGGAAAUGCUCGGAUCUCUGGGGGGCAGCAGUACAUCCUCGCCGCGCCCCGCCGGACCCCCAGCUUCCCCCGCCGCCGGCUCGGUGCGGGAGCGCGCGCAGCGGUUCGGGCCGGCGGGGGCGGGCGGUGCGGGGGGGCGGGCCGGGGCCGGGGCCGGGGCUGCCCAAUGGCAGCGGGGGCCCCGCACGGCCCCGCCGGCGCCCGCUCAAAACGCGCGGGGCUGCGGCGGCGCACAGCAGCGCCCGGCCCCGCGCCCUGCCGGCUCCCGCCUCGACGCCAUGAAGACCUUCUUCACCAUCGAGAUCAAGGAUGGGCGCGUGCAGCCCCUGGCGCCCCGCAUCACGGCCUCCCCCAGCAGCCAGCGGGCAGAGGUGACUGUGGGUCUGCGGAGCACCCCCAUUCGUAUCACCACCAUCCCCAGCAGUGUCAGCAGCAUCUGCAACAUCAGCAGUGUCAGCAGCAAUGUCACCAAGGACCCUUGCACCCACUUUGUGGGCACUGAGGAGCCCAGUGGCCCUGUGGCCCAUCCACCCACUUUCUCCAGUACGUGCCAGCAGUCGGCCCUGCAUCUCUCCCGAAGCAACAGCAGCAUGGAGCCGGAGGUGGUGGAGCAACACCAGGCACCAAGGAGGGAACCAGAGCUGCCCAACGGCAUGGAGAAGGUGCAAGUGAGGGAGGUGGAGAGGAGCAAGCUGAAUGUUGAGGAGCUGAGCAGGAUUGAGGAUGAGGAUGUUCUGGAUAAGAUGCUGGAUCGGACAACAGACUUUGAGGAGCGACGGUUGAUUCGAAAUGCCAUGCGGGAGCUGCGCCAACGCAAGCGAGACCAGCGGGAGAAGGAGCGGGAUCAAUGGCUGCAGGAGUCUAGGAGCCAAUCUGUGGCAGGAAGGGCUGGCCAUGCCACAGAGACCACCACCAUGCAGAGCACUCAGUCAGCCGAUGGCUCGGCACGCAGCACUGUCACCAAGACUGAGCGUCUUGUCCAGUCUAGUGAUGGCGCCAAGACCUCCCGUACUACAACCAUGGAGUCACGUUAUAUGAAGAGAUCAGACAAUGGCAACAGCACUUUCGUUCAAACCAAAUCGUCCUACAGCUCCUCAUCCAAAAAGACAGGCAGCAUUUUUGACCGUGAGGAUGAGAGUGCUUCUCGGCAGAGCAGCCUGGCUGCGCUGGAGCGGCGUCAGGCGGAGAAGAAAAAGGAACUGAUGAAGGCUCAGAGCCUGCCCAAGACAUCAGCCUCACAGGCACGAAAGGCCAUGAUGGAGAAGCUGCAGAAAGAGGGUGGGAGUUCAAAUCCUGCAGCAUCACAGACCGCUGUGCAGCGCUCCUCCAGCUUUGGUGUGCCUAACGCCAACAGUAUCAAGCAGAUGUUGCUGGACUGGUGCAGAGCCAAGACCCGGGGCUAUGAGCACGUGGACAUCCAGAACUUCUCAUCCAGCUGGAGUGAUGGCAUGGCCUUCUGUGCCUUGGUCCACAAUUUCUUCCCUGAUGCAUUUGACUACAGUAAGCUGACGCCCCAGAACCGCCGCCAAAACUUCGAGGUGGCCUUCUCUUCUGCAGAGACGCUGGUGGACUGCGUGCCGCUGGUGGAGGUUGAAGACAUGAUGAUCAUGGGGAAGAAGCCUGACGCCAAGUGCGUCUUCACCUACGUGCAGUCCCUCUAUAACCACCUGCGUCGCCACGAGUUGCGCAUGCGGCAGAAAGAGUGCUAAAGCCUGCCCUGCCCACCCCCACUGCUGCCCUCACCCCAGAGCUGCCUGUGGGCAGGGGAGCUGCUUGCCUGGGAGGGUCUGGGGGGGACAUAGGUCUGACACUGGGAACAGGACAACUCUUCCAAUAGUGCACCCCCACACCUCUGCCUUGGCAGAGCUGCUUCUGCCUUGGCCAGCUGUGUGCUGACCCUGUGGGCAGUGCCAGGUUCGCCUUGCUGGGGAUGCUCCCACCUUAACUUGCUUCCCAUGCUCCAGUCUUUUUAAGUUAUUUGUUCUCUAGGAAUUAUUUGCCCUGCAGGCACCAUCCCUGUAUCCCUGGGGUGACUUGGGCACAGCUGUGCCCUCAGACUUGGGCCACCUCAUGGGUCUGUGGCUGAGCAUGACUCUGCAGUCCAGCCAGGGCCAUGGUACAUCCUGCAGGCAGCACCUGUCAGUGGUUCCCUUGGCCCCCUGCAAGGAAGCCUCUCUGCCCUCUGCAGGCCCAGAUUGGUGUCACUUCCCUAGGGAGAGCUCCAUAACUGUGCCAACACCCUGCUUCCCACCUCCAUGUGCACCACGGGCACUUCCACAUUGGGGGCAACUGUGGGUUGGGGAGGGGGCAGCUGCAAGGGGUCCCAGGGGAGUGCAAGGCAAACAGAGCAAGCUGGGAUGACCACCUCCACUUUCCUCUCCAGCCCAGGGCACCUGCGUGUUCAGCGCUGCUUGCCCCUCUGUCACAUCUCUACACCCAUGCUGACACAUGUACCAACACUAGCCAGAUAAUAAAGGUUUAUCUA
Poecile atricapillus (Black-capped chickadee) is the source of this 3897-nucleotide messenger RNA. RefSeq names its product smoothelin (gene SMTN). The coding region runs from base 188 to 3121 and encodes 977 amino acids. Gene Ontology annotation, cellular component: filamentous actin; microtubule organizing center. The transcript is spliced from 22 exons. Gene Ontology annotation, molecular function: protein binding. Gene Ontology annotation, biological process: actin cytoskeleton organization. The record is from RefSeq and is a predicted model, not a curated record. Lineage: Eukaryota; Metazoa; Chordata; Aves; Passeriformes; Paridae.